Molecule: messenger RNA, 645 nt
Organism: Exophiala xenobiotica
Lineage: Eukaryota; Fungi; Ascomycota; Eurotiomycetes; Chaetothyriales; Herpotrichiellaceae
Exons: 2
Coding region: 1-645 (214 amino acids)
Source: RefSeq, a predicted model, not a curated record
AUGCAUUUUUGCAGCCUCUCCACAAUAGCAAGCCUUGCUUUAGCAUCUCUCUGCCUCGUCGGCUUGACAAGCGUCGGUCCCGGCACCGCACACUAUGCUGUGCUCAAUCUAGGCCUGUUCACCAGCUACGCCGAGCUUAUCUCAACCUAUUCGUCGGGCAAAGACUUCAUAGCCUCCACAUCGAAGUGGAUAGACGCAGUGCACACCCAGAGCCCUCCACCACUCUCGAUCUUCACACGCGUUUACUAUGCCAAUUCGCAAUACCCAGACGUCGAGCCUGGUUCGCCACUUGCCGAAGCACUUGCCGAAGCACUUGACGAAGCACUUGACGAAGCACUUGCCGAAGACCUUGCGCUCGUCAAGUCCAUGAAUCCAUCGGCCGAUGUGUCUUCUAUAAAUGCCGCCAACCCAGCCUCGGCCAUUGCACCUGCAUUCAGAGUCAAAGAUGGCUAUGACGUGGUAAUGCAGCAUACACGCCACUACGCAGGCUUUGCCAACGAGCUCGAGAUCAUUCUAAGCUCGCAGCACAUCGAUACAGUGGUAAUUGUAAAUCAGGCCACGGCACUGUCGAAAUCCGAUCGAGGACUAACUGAGACACGACAGUCAGGCAUGACAUCUUCAGGCACCGUUCUGUGCACGGCCUAG